This is a messenger RNA of Colletotrichum lupini, 1089 nucleotides long. RefSeq lists its product as uncharacterized. The record is from RefSeq and is a predicted model, not a curated record. NCBI's taxonomy places the organism in Eukaryota, Fungi, Ascomycota, Sordariomycetes, Glomerellales, Glomerellaceae. The transcript is spliced from 11 exons. Bases 1 to 1089 code for a protein of 362 amino acids.
AUGCCGUACAUUAAGCUACACUUUGCCGAGCCGGGGUACAGCACCUCGUGCCUGGGGAUCUGGAACCUCGUCUCAUCUAACAGCGACUUUACACUAGCCUCUGAGAUUCUUCAUGAGCCCAGGGGUUCGUAUCUAACGCCCAGUGGGGUACACUUGGCAGCCCGUUUACCUCUGGACUUGCAUAAUCUGUGGAUUUUUCUAUUGCGCCUAAGGAGCCCGGGCCAGCUGUCUAUGAAAAUGUUCCGGAUGAUGGCAUUCACCCGGGAUGUGGCUAUAUGCUUAAAUCAUGACAGGCCAAACGGCAUUUCUCGGUUAUGUCUCCUCGAAAUAUCGAGUUUCGCAAAUUGUGCAGGGUUUGACUUUGACGUGGACUUACCUGGCAUAAGUUGGUCCAAGCUCGACAUAGUGGGAGAUGUCCCCCACGCGUCCCCCACGAAUCCUUGGAAGCCCAUGGGCCUCGAACGCAAGUGCAUCAAUGGGAUUGAGGCAACCGUUUCGCGCAUACCAUGGCAGCUCGAUUUCUUCUCCUCGAAAUGUGUCUCAUUCAGCUACUUGCCGUGGAGCAUACAUGCAACCUUGAUGGGCGCCAUUUCUGGUGUUAGUGGCCAACCGACUCUCGUCUACAGAAGUUCAUCUCAUCGGAGUAGAACACAGGCAUCCUCUGCUCACCUCCCCGUCUUAUUACUUCUGGCAUCGACCCUCCAUCGACUUGACUGCAAGAUAUCAAAGUCUACAAGUCUUGGAGAAUCUCUGACAGCUCCUACAACUACCCGUCAUAGUAGGAAAAGGGUUCCCUGUCUUCGUCAUAAAGGUCUUAUUGGACAUACCGAUAUUCACAUCUCUGUUGACGACUCAUCCCGAGCUCUCUCUGAGCCUCCAUGCGAAUCUGCGUCGUGUAUUUCUCAAGCGUCGACGAGACCCCUGUUGCCAACAUAUGGUGGUCAACUACCUAGGCGAGGGUCAUGCGAUGAAUUUGAUGAGAAUGGUGCCAGGAACAAGUCUGCUAACAGCGUCAAUAUCUCGCUCCGGCUAACGCACUUUCAAUCGAGGCGUUCCCAGAUCUUCCCUGGUACGGCGCUCCCUCACUAA